UUUGAUUCAUUUGGGGUUAGAAUAUCAAUUUUGUAACUCGACCUGUGCGCACCCGAUCUUUGUGCGCGCCUGACCUAUCUUAAAAUAGACUUUUUUCUCUGUUGCUGGCGAAGUUUAAAACCAGGUGAAUGUAUAGCAUGAUGAUGGAAACUGACCUUCAUUCCCCCGGCCCCCAAACGAACACGAGCACGGGGCAAACGGGGCCGAACGGCGGGUCCAAAGCGAAUCAGGAACGGGUGAAGAGACCGAUGAACGCGUUCAUGGUGUGGUCCCGUGGGCAGCGGAGAAAGAUGGCACAGGAGAACCCCAAAAUGCACAACUCUGAGAUCAGCAAGCGGCUGGGCGCCGAGUGGAAGGUGAUGUCCGAGGCUGAGAAGCGACCUUUCAUUGACGAGGCGAAACGUUUGCGAGCCAUGCACAUGAAGGAGCAUCCGGAUUACAAGUACCGGCCAAGACGGAAGACCAAGACGCUCCUGAAAAAGGACAAAUAUUCCCUUGCCAGUGGACUGCUUUCUGGGCCCAGUGGGGGCGGUGGAGUUGGUUUAGGGGUCGGCAUGAGUUCAUCGGGGGUCGGGCAAAGGUUAGAGAGCCCCGGGGGUCACGGAGGCUCAGCCAGCUCCGGCUACGCGCACAUGAACGGCUGGGCGAACGGUGCGUAUUCGGGGCAGGUGGCUGCAGCCGCGGCGGCCGCAGCAAUGAUGCAGGAGGCUCAGCUAGCCUACAGCCAGCACCCGGGGAGCGGAGCGCACCACCACCACCACUCACACCACCAUCACUCACACAACCCGCAGCCCAUGCACCGCUACGACAUGACAGCCCUGCAGUACAGCCCCAUCUCGAACUCUCAGAGCUACAUGAACGCUUCUCCCUCCGGCUACGGCGGGAUCACCUACACACAGCACCAGGGCUCCGGCGUCUCCUCCUCAGCUGCCAUGGGGACGUUAGGGUCGCUGGUGAAAUCGGAGCCGAGUGUAAGCCCUCCCGUCAGCAGCACACACUCACGGGGUCCUUGCCCCGGAGACUUGAGAGAGAUGAUAAGCAUGUAUUUACCGACCGGAGAGCCGGGGGACCCGUCAAUGCAAAGUAGACUCCAUGCCUUGCCGCAGCAUUACCAGAGCGCCACGGCUGGAGUGAACGGGACGGUCCCUCUAACACACAUUUAGAACUCACAGAAUAAUUGAAAACUGCAAACGAACACAUAACCAAAUAUUUACCUCUUUUCUAAAUAACCCCGGUCCCGAGAACUACCUGCAUUUUGUACAGAAUGUUUAUGAUAUUGUAAAUGAAGGGUAAAUAGCAUAUUCAUCUCGGCUUUUUUGAAUAGCCACCAGUGGAAUUAUAUAACGAAUAUGAUGCUGAGAUAUUGGUUAUUGUGCUAUCAUCUUUUUGUCCAUUACUUCACAGUCUUAGUUGAGAGUUAUGCCAGGUUCACGUGGGGGUAUUUGGUUCAAUUGUCUCAUAAUUUUUGGGGUUCUUGUAAGUUAUUUGAAAAUGAGAUAAAGUGUCAUAAUCAUAAGAAAGUGCUUUAAAAGAUAUGGGAAAA
Seriola dumerili (greater amberjack) is the source of this 1543-nucleotide messenger RNA. RefSeq names its product transcription factor Sox-1a (gene sox1a). The transcript has a single exon. Gene Ontology annotation, biological process: regulation of DNA-templated transcription; anatomical structure morphogenesis; cell differentiation. Gene Ontology annotation, molecular function: RNA polymerase II cis-regulatory region sequence-specific DNA binding; DNA-binding transcription factor activity, RNA polymerase II-specific. The record is from RefSeq and is a predicted model, not a curated record. Bases 129 to 1163 code for a protein of 344 amino acids. NCBI's taxonomy places the organism in Eukaryota, Metazoa, Chordata, Actinopteri, Carangiformes, Carangidae.